Messenger RNA from Peromyscus leucopus (white-footed mouse), 2762 nucleotides. RefSeq names its product cholinergic receptor muscarinic 4 (gene Chrm4). Gene Ontology annotation, biological process: regulation of locomotion; adenylate cyclase-inhibiting G protein-coupled acetylcholine receptor signaling pathway; chemical synaptic transmission. Lineage: Eukaryota; Metazoa; Chordata; Mammalia; Rodentia; Cricetidae. Bases 182 to 1618 code for a protein of 478 amino acids. Gene Ontology annotation, cellular component: dendrite; synapse; plasma membrane. Gene Ontology annotation, molecular function: G protein-coupled acetylcholine receptor activity; G protein-coupled serotonin receptor activity. The transcript has 2 exons. The record is from RefSeq and is a predicted model, not a curated record.
GCCCGGAGCUGCAGGCGAAGCAGGGGCCGCCCCUUGGCACCCCGUCCCCGCCCCCGGCCCCCGGCCCAGUCGCCCACCCCGCCAACUCGCGAGGCCUCUGGCUUGUCCCGCCGUCUGUCGGCGCCAGCGGAGCAAGACAGAAGCAACGGCCCCUGCCCACCUGUAUCCAGUUGGGUUCAGCAUGGCCAACUUCACACCCGUCAAUGGCAGCUCAGCCAAUCAGUCUGUGCGCCUGGUCACGGCAACCCACAACCACCUGGAGACAGUGGAGAUGGUGUUCAUUGCCACGGUGACAGGCUCCUUGAGCCUGGUGACUGUUGUGGGGAACAUCCUGGUGAUGCUGUCCAUCAAGGUCAACAGGCAGCUGCAGACAGUCAACAACUACUUCCUGUUCAGCCUGGCGUGCGCCGACCUCAUCAUAGGUGCGUUCUCCAUGAACCUCUACACCGUGUACAUCAUCAAGGGCUACUGGCCCCUGGGCGCGGUGGUCUGUGACCUGUGGCUGGCUCUGGACUAUGUGGUGAGCAACGCCUCUGUCAUGAACCUUCUCAUCAUCAGCUUCGACCGCUACUUCUGCGUCACCAAACCCCUCACCUACCCUGCCCGCCGCACCACCAAGAUGGCCGGCCUCAUGAUUGCGGCUGCCUGGGUCCUGUCCUUUGUGCUCUGGGCCCCUGCCAUCUUGUUCUGGCAGUUUGUGGUGGGCAAGAGGACGGUGCCUGAUAACCAGUGUUUCAUCCAGUUCUUGUCCAACCCGGCGGUGACCUUUGGCACGGCCAUUGCGGCCUUCUACCUUCCCGUGGUCAUCAUGACGGUGCUGUACAUUCACAUCUCACUGGCCAGCCGCAGUCGAGUCCACAAGCAUCGACCUGAGGGCCCCAAGGAGAAGAAGGCCAAGACUCUGGCUUUCCUCAAGAGCCCCCUGAUGAAGCCGAGUAUCAAGAAGCCUCCGCCAGGGGGCGCCUCUCGGGAGGAACUGCGCAACGGGAAGCUAGAAGAGGCCCCUCCGCCAGCCCUGCCCCCGCCGCCGCGCCCGGUGACCGACAAGGACACGUCCAAUGAGUCUAGCUCGGGCAGUGCCACCCAGAACACCAAGGAACGGCCACCCACAGAGCUGUCCACCACAGAGGCCACCACACCAGCCCUGCCCGCCCCUACCCUGCAGCCACGGACCCUCAACCCAGCUUCUAAAUGGUCCAAGAUUCAGAUUGUAACAAAGCAGACGGGCAAUGAGUGCGUGACGGCCAUCGAGAUUGUACCCGCCACGCCGGCUGGCAUGCGCCCAGCAGCCAAUGUGGCCCGAAAGUUCGCCAGCAUCGCUCGCAACCAGGUGCGCAAGAAGCGGCAGAUGGCGGCCCGUGAGCGCAAAGUGACUCGGACCAUCUUUGCCAUCCUGUUGGCCUUCAUCCUCACCUGGACACCCUACAAUGUCAUGGUCCUGGUGAACACCUUUUGCCAGAGCUGUAUCCCCGAGAGGGUGUGGUCCAUCGGCUACUGGCUCUGCUACGUCAACAGCACCAUCAACCCUGCCUGCUAUGCGCUCUGCAAUGCCACUUUCAAAAAGACCUUCCGGCACCUCCUGCUGUGCCAGUAUCGGAACAUCGGCACAGCCAGGUAGACAGGCAGGUGCCCUAGGAGGUGCUGGUGUCAUGAGUGUGUCCCGGGGAACCACAUGGGCUCACCGGCUGUGGAGGAGAGGAGAGAGUAGGCGGCCCCAUUCUGAGUUCGCAUCUGCUCAAGAGAACAGGUCUCUUAGACAGUGAGGCACCAGAGACUCCUCGCUGGGUCUGGAGAGCAGAUCGCUACCGAAGCCCAGGAGGCUUAGCCCAGGGAGGGUCUGAACUGGCACCACCUGGCCCCUGCCUGUCACCCUGCCUCAGGAAGACGGGGAACAAUGGCCGGGAGUGGGCAGCUGCCCUGUCAAGGCCAACUAUCAGCAGAGGUGGAAGAAGGAACAGGAGAGCAGAGGCCAGGAGCAUCUUGAGAGGAGCAAAGGAGCCAGGCUUGGAAGGGUGGGGUACCCCGUUCUGCUGUAAUAAUCGGUGCUUUCCGCCUCCCUGCACCCCCUCCCCCUGCAUGUAGGCUCAGCCUUCCCCUUGCACCCAAGUCCCACGCCAGGGUGAGAGAUUUUCCUGCCAUAGUUGCUCGGCCAGGCUCUGGGUGGGGGAAAGCCAGGCUGAGGUGUCCUGUCACUUCUGUCCCUUCCCUGGCCAGCAGUCACAUAUGGACGGGGCAACUGGGAAGCCAAGCUAAGAUACAGUCUCCAGGGGACCAGGACAGUCAAACAGUGGUGGGUCUUGCUGUCCAGAGCACCCCCCGCCCCAGGUCACACAUCCAAUGAAGGGCAGGUUCCCUCUGCCUCUGCAUGAGGGAAGGAGGGGCCCCAGGGAAAGAAGGGGUGGCAGGGGGACCCUGGUCCAGACAGGCUUCCUUGGCAGGUGAGGCGAGCAAGCACCCUUGUCUCUCCCCAGUGAGAACUUUCCAAACCGGCAAGAGCCUGGACCAAGACUCUUGGCUAGGUGAGGCAGAGUUCAAGUGAGCGAUCUGGGUUCUCUUCCCUGACCCCCAGCCCUGUGGUUCCUGGGAGAGAUGGUACCCAGGGGCUCCGGAAGACAUUUUCAUAAACGUCCUGCUCUUUCCCUGAGCGGUUGGGAGCACUUCCUAGCUACCCUCAACUCCCUUCGGCCCAUCUGUCCCCACCCCCAACAAAGCUCCAUGGCAAAUCCCCUGGGAAGGGGCUUUUAUAUAUUAAAAAAGCUUUU